Molecule: messenger RNA, 1383 nt
Organism: Parnassius apollo (apollo)
Lineage: Eukaryota; Metazoa; Arthropoda; Insecta; Lepidoptera; Papilionidae
Source: the annotation of a GenBank genome assembly
AUGGGAAAGUUUAGCACUUACAGGUACUUGGAGUUAAAAGAUAGUACCACAACACCACAUAUCAGCACAAGAACAAUAUCUUUAAAGCAGCCCAGGAGGUUAAAGAAAUUUUUUAUUCUACUCAUCAUAUUAGCAUUAUGCGCAACAUACUUUAUGGGGCUCUUCGCGGGGCAGACACAGUGGUUCGAUGGACUGGCUAAGAGUCUCGGGUACGAGAGCGUGUACCACCACGCUGUUAUUGUCGACGCUGGGUCUUCAGGGACCAGGGUCUUGGCUUAUAAAUUUAGAGUACCGUUUACAGUAUUCGGACCACAAAGUUUGGAUCUAGUUGAAGAAUUUUUCGCACAGUCCAAACCAGGUCUGUCUUCCCACGUGGAUGACCCUGAAAAGGGUGCUGACACAAUAGUUCAAUUAAUAAAAAAGGCGGAAUUCCUUACUCCGUUAGAGAAAAGAAAAUCGACACCGUUGAUCAUACGAGCGACGGCCGGGCUACGUCUGCUGCCUAAGGACAAAGCACAGCAGCUUCUCAGCCACGUGUCUAAAGCAAUAUCUACAAUGGGAUACGAUAUCGGUCCGAACAGUGUGGAGAUCAUGGCCGGCGCCGACGAAGGCAUUUUCAUUUGGUACACAAUCAAUUUGUUACACAAUCUGUUAGGCGGCGAGACAAUGGCCGCGUUGGACUUGGGCGGUGGUUCUACGCAGAUUACGUACCAGUUGAGCGACAGCGAGGCGACGCAAUACCCGGAGGCGGACAGGCACGUCGUCCCCGCCGGCGAGAACGUCACGCUCUACACGCACAGUUACUUGAACCUGGGACUUUACGCUGCUCGUUACGGUAUCUUCCGUUUAGAAGCCGGAGACAAUGCCACGAAUGAAUUUACAUCGGUCUGUGUUGACCCCAUCAUCCAACGGGAACCUUGGACGUAUGCUAACAAACAAUACUUUAUAAGUGGAGCGCCGCGCCCGGCGGGUAUGAAGCGCGAAGCGGCGUACGCGCGUUGCCACGAGGUGGUUCGGCGCUACACGCUGCGUGCGCUCGACUGGGAGCCGCGCGAGCCGCCGCGUGGCGCCGUCGCCGCCAUGAGCUUCUUCUACGACGUGGCCGCCGACGCGGGCGUCAUUGAUGUGAUGAGGGGCGGCACGGUAUCCGUGGCGCAGUACCGCGGCAGCGCGCUGCGCGCCUGCUCGGCCGCCAACGUGGAGCAGCCCUGGGCCUGCAUUGACCUCGCCUUCGUGAUCGCGCUGCUGCACGACGCCUACAAGAUGCGCGACACUGACCCCGUCUCUCUAUUCAAAAAGGUGAACGGGCACGAGGUGUCAUGGGCGUUGGGUCUCGCUUACUCCACGGUUAUGAACAGAAUGGCUGCCGCCGCCGCCGCAUAG